[Torrubiella] hemipterigena is the source of this 2582-nucleotide messenger RNA. Lineage: Eukaryota; Fungi; Ascomycota; Sordariomycetes; Hypocreales; Clavicipitaceae. The record is from the annotation of a GenBank genome assembly.
CCAAAAGCGAUAUUUUUCAGGGCCUGCGUUUUCCAAUUCUCACACAGCAUGUCCUACAGAGCAGUUGCGGCCGCCGCCCCGUGGGCUCGCGCCGUCUGCAGAGCAAGCUGCUCUCGCAUCUCGACAACACAGCGUCUGCUCGCCCAUGGCCAGCGCGCCGUCCAGGCCUCGUCUGUCUAUCGACCAGCCAGCUACCGAUCCAUUGCUUCGACAUCCACAGCCCGCGCCGCCGUCGCCGAUGACGCACCGCUGCCCUUUUCGUUUGUCGAUAUCCUCGCCGACUCCAAGACUACGCCCCAGACGCUCACGGAGAAGAUUGUGCAGAACCACGCCGUCGGCCUGGCAGAGGGCAAGGUCGUGCGCAGCGGUGAUUAUGUCCAGAUCAGACCGUACCGCUGCAUGAGCCACGAUAACACUUGGCCCAUUGCUAAGAAGUUUAUGUCGAUUGGCGCCACGCAGGUCAACGACCCCAAGCAGAUGGUGUUUGCAAUUGACCACGAUGUGCAGAACAAGACCGAGGCCAACUUGAAGAAGUAUGAGCAGAUUAAGAAGUUUGCUGAGACCCAUGGAAUUGUCUUUUACCCUCCUGGUCAUGGUAUUGGUCACCAGGUUAUGGUGGAGGAGCUCUACGUGUGGCCUGGUAAGCUGUGUGUUGCGUCGGAUAGCCAUAGCAACAUGUACGGCGGCAUUAGCUCGCUGGGCACGGCGCUUGUUCGUACGGAUGCUGCCUCUAUCUGGGCGACUGGCAAGAGUUGGUUCCAGGUGCCUCCUGUGGCCAAGGUAACGCUGACUGGUGUGAUGCCUGCCGGUGUCACUGGCAAGGACGUCAUUGUCGCGCUGUGUGGCCUUUUCAACAGCGAUGUGCUGAACCAUGCUGUUGAGUUUGCUGGCUCGGCUGAGACCAUGGCCAGCAUCGACAUUGACAACAGACUCGCCAUCAGCAACAUGUCCACUGAAUGGGGCGCCCUCUCAGCCAUGUUCCCUAUUGAUCAGACGCUUGAGCGCUGGAUGCGCUACAAGGCCACUGAGGCGGCCAUGAUGCCGGAGCGCUCAACAUCGGAGCGCAUCACGCAUGAGAAGGUCGACGAGCUCUUUGCUAACCCCAUUGCUGCUGACGAAGGCGCCCAGUAUGCCAAGCAGCUCUAUCUCGACCUCUCCACCCUCUCGCCCUACGUCUCGGGCCCCAACUCGGUCAAGGUGUCCACGCCGCUCAACGACCUUGCCUCGCAGAACAUCAAGGUCAACAAGGCCUACAUUGUGUCCUGCACUAACAGCAGAGCGUCGGAUCUUGCUGCUGCCGCCAAGGUCUUCCAGGACGCUGCUAAGGCUAACGACGGCCAGGUCCCCAAGGUUGCCGCUGGCGUCCAGAUGUACAUUGCUGCUGCGUCGGCGCGCGAGCAAGAGGCCGCCGAGGACGAAGGCAACUGGCAGACAUUGCUCGAUGCUGGUGCUAUUCCCCUGCCAGCAUCUUGCGGGCCUUGCAUCGGCCUUGGCACCGGUCUUUUGGAGGAAGGCGAGGUUGGUAUCUCCGCAUCGAACCGUAACUUCAAGGGCCGCAUGGGCUCGAGAUUGGCCCAGGCCUACCUUGCCAGCCCCGAGGUUGUGGCCGCUAGUGCGCUCAACGGCACCAUCUCUGGCCCCGGCACAUACCAGGUCCCCGAGAACUACCAGGGUGUCGACUACGGCUACGGCACCGGCGCCGCUGCCACCCCUGCCAGCGAGCUGGGCAACGCUCUGGAGCAGCUCGAGUCGCUGAUUGGCCGUCUUGAGGCUUCGGCCAGCGGCGAGGAGUCCGAGUCGUCAGAAACAGCAGCAGCAGCAGGCACCAAGAUCCUGCCUGGCUUCCCUGAAAAGAUUACGGGUGAGAUUGUCUUCUGUGACGCUGACAACCUGGAUACGGACAACAUCUACCCCGGCAAGUACACGUACCAGGACGACAUCACCAAGGAGGGCAUGGCGGAGGUGUGCAUGUCCAACUACGACCCCGAGUUCCGCACCAUCACCAAACCCAGCGACAUUCUAGUGUCGGGCUUCAACUUUGGCUGCGGCUCCUCGCGCGAGCAGGCCGCCACGGCCAUUCUGGCUCGCUCCAUCCCGCUUGUUGUGUCGGGCAGCUUUGGCAACAUCUUCUCGCGCAACAGCAUCAACAACGCCCUGCUGGGUCUCGAGGUGCCGCGCCUGGUAGAGCGUCUGCGUGCUACUUUUGGCGCUGACGGUGAAAAGGUGCUUACUCGCAGAACAGGCUGGACUUUGACGUGGGAUGUGGCCCGCAGCACUGUCGAAGUCCAAGAGGGCGAAGGCGGCGAUAAGUGGGAGGAGAAGGUUGGCGAGUUUGCAGAGAACUUGCAGGAGAUUGUGGCCAAGGGCGGUCUGACGGACUGGAUCAAGGCGGAGAUUGCUAAGAAGGCGUAAAGAGGAGGAGUGGAAGAUACCAUUGUUGAAAAAGUUUAAUGGGGUUUUUUGGUUGUAUUAUAGAAAGUAGUAAAGCAGAUGCAUUUUCGUCUCUUCGUCACCACUCUCACAUGCUUCCCUCAUGAUGCGCAUUGUAGGCUCACCACGGAUAAUUCAAAAAUAAAAUAGAA